Molecule: messenger RNA, 726 nt
Organism: Callithrix jacchus (white-tufted-ear marmoset)
Lineage: Eukaryota; Metazoa; Chordata; Mammalia; Primates; Cebidae
Source: RefSeq, a predicted model, not a curated record
AUGCAGUACUUCUAUUCCCGAGUAUAUUUCAGAAAAGUGCUGAUGGGGAGCACCUUGGGCCACAGUGGCAUGUCUCCUCCGCCCUGCAAGCUGCCCUGCCUCUCACCGCCUACCUAUGCCACCUUCCAAGCCACCCCAACCCUCAUUCCCACAGAGACAGCAGCUCCAUACCCGUCUUCAGCACUGCUCCCAGCUGCUGGGGUGCCUGCUGCCCCCACCCCUGUUGCCUUCUACCCAGGGCCAGCCACUCAACUCUACCUGAACUACACAGCCUACUACCCAAGCCCUCCAGUCUCCCCCACCACUGUGGUCUACCUCACCACACCCAUUGCUGCCCUGGCAUCUCCUCCCACCUCAGUGUUAUCCCAGCCAGGAGCCUUGGUCCGCAUGCCAUGUGUCCCAUACACAGCUGGUAUGAAGGAUCUACUCAGCAUCUUCCAGGCCUACCAGUUAGCCCCUGAUUACUACACCAAUCUGAUGCCUGUUGGUGACCCACCUCGCACUGUGUUACAAGCCCCCAAGGAAUGGGUGUGUUUGUAGAAGAGGAAGCCAGAAAGUAAGAGCCAGCUGAUAUCCUCAGCAAACACGUCUCUCUUGCAUCCAGAAGACCAGCACCCUCAACCUGGUAGCUUCUUUCUGGCUUGUCAAAGCUCUCAGAAGGUACAUAAAGGAGCCCAAGCCCCAGCUCCGUCCUCCACUUUUUCUUCUGCCUGUUUACCCCAAAGA